AUGAAAGUGAAUUUGGAACUAUAUGCACUAUUUAGUAAGACUGAUUCAACUAGUGGUCUAAAGAUAUAUGAGAUUAAAUCGUUUAAUACACAAAAUAUUGUUAUCACAGAAACAUCUGAAAUCGGAUAUGAGUAUGAUCGAUUUAAAGAUGUUAUAAUUGUAAAAAGUGAAAACUUUGAAGAAACUGGAUCUGGAUGGUCAAUCGAACAAGUGGAACAUCUGGAAUUAAAUAUGAAUAAAUAUGUGCCAUUUAAAGGAGGAUAUACUUAUAGACAUUUACCAUCAAAUAUAAAACAUACAAAAGCUGUGUUAAAUAUUGUAAACAACGAUGAAGCCUGUUUCGCUUGGUCAGUUGUUGCUGCUUUAUACAAUGCGAAAGGGAAUGUAACAAGGACGUCAUCAUAUCCUCACUAUGAAACUGUAUUAGAUUUGCGAGGUAUAUCUUUUCCAACACCAUUGAAACAAAUAAAAAAGUUUGAGGAGAAUAAUGAUCUAAGUAUUAAUGUGUAUGGAUUGGAAAACAAAAAGAUUGUUGGACCUUUACAUCUUUCGUCAAAUAAGAGUGCUAGUAAGCCUCACAUAAACUUAUUAUAUGUAGAUGAAUACUAUUUAGAUUGUGAUGGUGAAAGAAGUAAGAAAAGAAAAAGAAAAAACAGUGACGAUGAAAGCGGCGAUGAUUGUGAUGAUGAAGAUAAUUGGAGUGAAAGUGCUAGUGACUUUGAUGAUGAAAACGAUAGAGAUUGGUUAAGAGAAGGAGAUGAGAAUGACGAUUGUGGUGAGAGUGAGGUUGAUUGGGACAAAUUAAAUGAGGAGGAUGAUGAGGAGGAUGAGGAGGAGGAUGAUGAGGAGGAUGCGGAGGAGGAUGGGGAGGGGGUUGCUGAGGAGGGAGAAUUAUGUCAAGAAGGUGUGGUGCUAAAUGAGGAUCAAUACAAGGGUCAUUUCUGUUUGAUAAAGAAUUUGUCGCGUUUAGUAUCUAGUCAGAUAAAUCAACAUCAACAUAUUCACUUCGAUUCCUACCUCAUAGCUUAA
This is a messenger RNA of Bradysia coprophila, 1029 nucleotides long. Its product is annotated as kinesin-related protein 4-like. Lineage: Eukaryota; Metazoa; Arthropoda; Insecta; Diptera; Sciaridae. The record is from RefSeq and is a predicted model, not a curated record.